Molecule: messenger RNA, 2876 nt
Organism: Ornithorhynchus anatinus (platypus)
Lineage: Eukaryota; Metazoa; Chordata; Mammalia; Monotremata; Ornithorhynchidae
Gene: ATRIP
Product: ATR interacting protein
Exons: 13
Coding region: 96-2603 (835 amino acids)
Biological process (GO): DNA repair; DNA damage checkpoint signaling
Source: RefSeq, a predicted model, not a curated record
GGGAGGCGGGAGAGCCGAGAGCUAAAGCGGCGUCGUCGGCCACCCGCCUUUCCAGUCACAACCAGCCCUCCGUCCCCUCUUCUCGGCCUGGCACCAUGGCGUUUCCGUUUGGGACCAAGAAGAGAUACAAACCCCCACUGUGGGUCAUCCCGGUCAGCGCCUCUUCCCCCGUCUCUACUCAAGACGUCGGCGGGGGCUUCCCUCCGCCCAAACACGAUCCCUUCGACUUCAAUGAAGACUUUACGGAGGCCGACUUGGAGGAAAUCGACAUGAUCGCCUCCCAGGCUUUAGCCCAGGGCCCAAACGAGCCGGCGCCCCGGUCGAAAAACGCCUCCGCUGCCAUGGGCAGCGCAGGGCCGGACCAGCUCGCAGGAAAAGGAGAGAAUGAGGUUAAAGAUAAUUUUGGAUUCAAGGUACUUCACGAACAGCAGGAUGAGCUUAAACUGAAGCUGAAGGCAAUGCAAGAUGAAAUUCUUCUCAAAAACGGAGAAAUUAAAAUCUUACGAGAAUCCUUGACACACUCCAAUUCCAGGAUAGAAGAACAGAGAAGAGCACAUUUGCUUUAUGAGAAGGAGACUACUCGGUACCUAAGUGACAAAGAGAAAGAAUUCUCCAGGAAGUUACUGUCAUUGCAGACUGAACUACAUUUUAAAGAUGCUGAGAUGAAUGAAUUAAAACUAACUCUUCAAGCCAAGGAACAUAUGAAAAAGACUGCUGUUCAGGCCCCUUCACUUGUCAGGAAGAGUCCCAUCGGGGAUAUGAAGAAGGAAGCUGGUCCCAUCGGGGAUAUGAAGAAGGAAGCUGGUUCGGCAAAGCCGGAAAAAAUCGUUUUUCCGACAAAGGAAUCCUUCAGUAGAAGUUUGUCCCUAAAGCGGCCCCAUCCUGCAGCCCAGCCCUGUGUUCCGGCUCCAAGGAGCAAGGAUAGGAAGGUGGCACCCACUGACCAUUCUCUAAAUGCUAAUGAUAAUACGGCACCAGUACGUGGAAGUGGCUUUGUGAAGCAGGAGUUGAAGCAGAAAAGUUUUACCCACAGCUGGCUUCAGAGACAAACCAGUCGAGGUUCCAUUCUGAUAAACGCCCUUCUGAAGCAGCCUCUGGCCCCAGGGUCAACACUAGGGCUCUCUCAUCUCUUGGGCAGCAAUUCUGAGACCUCUCCUGGUGCUAUCUUGCAGCUACACUUGCUUGGCAGCACUUCUCCGGGGAUGUCGAGCGCCAGAACCGCAUACUCCAGGGAAGGGUUGUUCUCAAUCACGUCUCUGAGAGCCGCCCAAAACCUCGCCAAGACGGGACUGAACAUGGUCGCGAUGGACGAGGGCCAGACGGACCAAGACCUGGUGGAGAGCAAGGGAAGUAUUUUCCGUUUCGGCAGACCCUGUAAAUUCCCAGGGGCCGUGUACCUCCUCCCGCUGGUGGAGUAUUACGUGGACUUGUACUGCCAAACCCUGCAGGCGGAGGUGUCAGCGACAGGAAACGGUACUUCAGGCAACCAGUCCGGGGACUCGUCCCGAGUGAAUGUCGAGCAACGGUCCCAAACGGAUGACUUCCUCUCUGCUCUGGAAGGCUUCACAGUGGCGGCCCUCGGCGUCCUCUACUACUUAGUGUGUUACAGCGGGGAUGUCGUCCGCAGUUUGCUCUCCGUGGAAGGGGAGCGAGACCCAGCUCUCCGGGAGGCCCUGCCCGUAGAAAGGGACGGCUGUCUCGGGGGCAGAAAUCCUCUCGGGGAGAUGGCGGGAGCCUCUUCGGAGCAGGAGCAGGCGCAGGAGCAAGCAAAGGAAGGAGCACAGGCACAAGCUGUUGUGGAGGAGCGGCCCUACCCGCCCUUAUUUAAGAAACUCCUUCAGUUGUUCUCUUUAUCUUCCUCGUCACCAGAGACCCUCAAAAUGGAUAUCGUGAACCAGUAUCUGAAGAUUUUGGUGAAAUUAGCUGAAAAUUCGACCGCUGAUUUAUUGCCCAGGUUCCGGUCUGUGCUGAGUGACCAGGUGCUGCCCUAUUGUCUCCGCGCUACGACUCCUCUCUCAGCGGUCCAUUGGCUGGUUCAGCUCCUGGCCCUCUUGAUUGACCAUGAAGAUCUGGCCCUUCGACUUUGUUCCCUGUCAGAAACCUGCCCUCUCCUCCUGCUGUAUCUGUACGUCACUUCCAGGCCAGAUAAAUCAGCCACUGAGACCCUUUGGCUUCAUCUGGAGCAAGAGGUGGUUCAGUUCCUGGCUAAGCUGUGUGUGCUGGAUGUGGGCUCACCUGCUGUCUUGGUGGGUUCCAGGUGCCAAUGCAAGCAUGAAGUUAUCAAAACCCUUGUGGUGAUGUUACAUAGACAGUGGCUGACGGUGCGGCGGGCGAUAGGUAAACUCUGCAAACAAAGGCAGCGGACCGUUCAGUGUCUCCGCGAUACGCUGUUGCUGCUGCACACUCUGUCCCAGAGAGACAGGUACUUCCAUGAACACUGCCUGGAGGUUCUGCAUCAGUAUGACCAGGUGCUGCUCGGCAUCCGCACCCUCUUCAGAAGCCUCCCGGACCUGACGGGCUGCGAAGAGAUGGCUUUAGAAGAGCUCUGUCCUGUUGAGCCAGACAUGGAAGAUGUGGUUAAUCAAGAAAUGGACUGUAGUUAACCUGGCCAAGUUCUCGUGCUGUUCUGUUUAUUGCCAGUGGAGUUAAUUCCCAGCCUCAGAGAGGAGUUUUAUAAAGGAAUUUUAGCAUCAGCACUAACUGCACAGACUUUUAGCAUGUUACCCUACUUUGUUACUUUCUAUUUUCUCAUUUCCAUCUUAGUAUUCUUGAUGAAUUAGAGGUCUUUUUUGAACUUUGGAAUUGGAGGGUUGGGAAGAAGAGGUAUUGGGCUAGUUUUUUGUUUUAAUUAAAAAAAAAAAAAUCAAGACCUGAAA